Cheilinus undulatus (humphead wrasse) is the source of this 5993-nucleotide messenger RNA. It is a transcript of the gene elk1, whose product is annotated as ETS transcription factor ELK1. Lineage: Eukaryota; Metazoa; Chordata; Actinopteri; Labriformes; Labridae. Gene Ontology annotation, cellular component: nucleus. The record is from RefSeq and is a predicted model, not a curated record. Gene Ontology annotation, biological process: regulation of transcription by RNA polymerase II; cell differentiation. Gene Ontology annotation, molecular function: sequence-specific DNA binding; DNA-binding transcription factor activity, RNA polymerase II-specific. Bases 916 to 2691 code for a protein of 591 amino acids. The transcript is spliced from 11 exons.
GUAGCGAGGAGGCGUCCGUCCAAACAGGAAGAAACUGGGAAAACACUCCUAACUGAUGGAUUUAUUUGUUUUGGAAUAAAACUGGAGGCAGCAAAUGGCGAUUAGGAACUCUGGAGGAUUUGAAAGAUCACUUUUCCUCCGUGUUAGAGGAGUGUGAACGUUUUGGACGUUGUGGACGGUAAACUCUGCGGAUCCAGUCCGCAGUCAGAGCGCUGUUUGGGGGCUGACGCAGUGGAGGAAGGCGGGGGGAUAGGCUAGGCUAGUUAGCACGCUAGGCUAACACCAUCAGCGCUUUGAAAUACCUGAACACGGAUAUUUUUGGCUCUAAAUGAGCAACAGCCUGGCUGUUAAAGGGCUGUUCCUGAACCCCCCGAGCUGAUAAAAAUUAUAACUUUACCUCCCGCCAAAAAAGUGUUAGCUGCUAGCGUUAGCAUUGCUACUUAACGGGCUAGUUUGGCUUGUGUGCAUAUCAACAAGCUCUGACAGCAACAGAGGGGCAACACAACAACACACGCUAUCUGCAUUACAGUCAGAUAAUCAUUAGCAUCAGCGUGUUAAUAAUCUCUGAGUGGUUCAUAUCUACACGCUGUCAACUCUUAUUUUUUAUGGAGUUUUAUAAUUUAUGGACCUCUCUGUUGUUUCUCGGGGUGUUAGCAUGGAGACACGGCAGCCUGGCAGCAGCAGCUCGGAGCGGUUACAUAACAGCAGCAGGUCGCAGGAGAAGCUGAUCGUCUCCUCCUCCUCUUCAGCCUCCUCUGCCUCCUCUACCGGGCUCUGACAGCCGUAACCUGCUCCAGACAUACGGACACACUCACACAGAGUCAGAGAGACAAUAACACAGCAGCAUGGAGGAGGUGUGAGCCUGCAGGGAGACAAGACAGACUGACAGACAGCAGAGAAACAACAGAGCUGAAGAUGGAUUCAAACCCGCUGAUCAAUGCUAUGGACCCAUCCAUCACGCUGUGGCAGUUCUUGCUCCACCUGCUGGAGGACCAGCGGCAGCGUCACCUGAUCUCCUGGACAGGUGAGGACGGAGAGUUCAAGCUGCUGGACGCUGAGGAGGUGGCUCGACUGUGGGGGCUCCGCAAGAACAAACACAACAUGAACUACGACAAGCUGAGCCGAGCGCUCAGGUACUACUACGACAAGAACAUCAUAAAGAAGGUGAGCGGUCAGAAGUUUGUGUAUAAAUUUGUGAGUCAGCCCGACCCCUCCAUGCCUGACGGUGUCCGCAAUGGAGACGAGAACCAGAGGAGGGACAACGCUGACCAGAGCAGCCAAUCAAAAGUCCUGGGAGGCGUGUCUUCUAACUGUCAGUCAAAGGUCUUACCUCAGCGCUCGUCACCCAGCAGCUCGCAGAAAAGCUCCCGCAACGACUACAUGAAGUCCGGCCUCUACUCCACUUUCACCAUCCAGUCACUGCAGGCCUCGCCAAACCCACGGCCAAUCAAAUCAGAGCUCCUCAUACAGCAAGAGCCUGCCUCCAAACUGGACCGCACGCCCAGAGAGGUGUUUGUGUUAGCAGAGUCUAAACGCACUCAGCCAGCAGGGGGAGCUGUCGACUCUGGUCUCCAGGUGAUCGUCACUCAGCCGUCUCCGUGUCCCACGCCGGCCCUUAGCCCACAGAUACCCACAAACACAACCAGCCAGUCACAGAAUUCUUCUGCCCCUCCUCUCAGCGACCCCCCUCAGAUUUACCUCACCAGCGUCACGGACCCAUCCUCCCUCACCCCUCUCAUCCCCCUCGGUCCUGUCGGGGGAUCCAUGAGCCCCGUCCCCCCAUCCCAUGUACCCAUGGGCCCCCAGGGGCCUCCGCAGGACGACUGCGUGGGAGUCGCCAACCCGACCAGCUUCCCUCCUCACCCCCAGGCAGCUCCUCACCCGUCUCACCCCCCGCCCGUCUUCGUCAUCAUCAACCCUCCUCCUCAGCAGCAGACAGCCAUGACGGCAGCUCCCCCCUCCGCGUCUGCUCCUCCCCCCGCCCGCCCCCCUCCUCCCCCCAUCGUGAUAAAGGAGGAGAACCUGCCAUCAGAGGAGGAGCUGCUGGAGAUGGUGUCUCUGGAGGAGAAGGCGGUGGAGGAGGUGCCUCAGCUCAUCUGCUCAGGAGAACCAGAGCCCCCCCUCACCAUCGUGGAGAGCCCACCUCCUCCCUGCAUGGAGGCUGGAAUAGGAGGUCCGCAGCCUGCUGGAGAGGGGGGAGCCGAGGGGGAGAGGAAGGACUCACUGACAGAUUCCUCCAUCCCUCCUGUGACCUCCACCUCCUCUGUCUCCUCCUCGGCAGUGACUCCUGCUGUCUCCUCCUCGUCCUCCUCAUCUUCAGACGCCGCUCCUCCAAAACCAAAGAAGCCGCGGGGCCUGGAGCUGCCCUCUUCACCCUCGCUUCCACCCGGCCUCUCCCUGGAUAAGGUGAACGCAGCCGUUAACAGUUUGUUGGCUCCUGGAUCAGCGACCAAUACGCUCACGCCGACCGUCAUCACCUCCCACGCUCUGACUCCGGUCCUGCUGACGCCCAGCCCUCUCCCCUCCACCAUCCACUUCUGGAGCACGCUCAGUCCCAUCGCUCCUCGCUCCCCGGCCAAACUCUCCUUCCAGUUCCCCACUAAUGGCAGUAAUCAGAUCCACAUCCCGGCUCUGAGCGUGGACGGACUCUCCACCCCCGUCGUUCUCUCUCCUGGACCCCAGAAACCCUGAGAGCCUCUUCCUCGCCUCACGCUGCUCCUUACCGGGCUCUGACCUCACCUUGCCUCCUCGAGGGCCGGAGGAGAACUGCAUCUGAUUCAGAAACGCUCCGACAGACCUGGAACCACACGGUCUGUUGGCCCUGCGGUCUGACGGGUAAGACUGGGAGGUUUGAUGGUGUAAGGGGACGUUUCAUUGGUGGAAAUAUUCACGGCUGGAGAUUUAUGAAACAAAUGAGAAUAUUUGAAAUGUGCAGAAGCAGGCGGAUGUCUGGGCCUCAUCCUCCGGAAAUCUGACGUGAUGUUUUGAUGUUUCUGUGGCGGUGCUUGAACUCUACAGGGACGGGACGCUUCUCUGGACUUUAGGAAAUGUAAGAAAGGGAGUCAGGACGACGAUGAGGGCUGAAACUCUGGAGUAAAGAUUGUUUUACCUUUGAAAAGUUUAUUUUUGAGAGAGAAAACAAAGACAAGCUGCAAACUGGAACCAGGAACAUUUUUAAGUUUUUACUGGAUUAAAGAUGAAUUUAAGUGGAGGGUUUUCCACGGACAACGGAGCCCCAGGAAAACGAGGAAGAACAUUUAUUAUCACAGUUUGACCGAAGGGAUGGUGGAGAAGCCGAUUUAUUUUGGAUCUUUCCAUCGGGAUCUUUUUCCUCUUUAUCGUCUGUUUUUUUUUUUUUCUUUUUUUUUUUUUUUUUUUAAAGAAGUGGUUAUUUAUUCUGGUUUCCUCGUCAUAUUUUCCUCCUCAUGGCUCCUGACUGUGUUGGGUGUGUUUGAUUUAUUCACUCCCAGGUAGAUAAACGUUUUAUAAACUCACCGGCUGGAUUCGUCUCUACUUUUAAGGCUAUUUUAAGAGAUUUUUCUGGCCCCUUUUAAAGGCCACGCCUUCCUCCAGUUAUGCAUGGCCUGUUAUUGGACCGAACUCCUCUGCAUCAUUUUGAAGCGGCCAAUCAGAGAGGACGGAUGAAGAAGACGAUGACGAUCGGCUGCAGAGGGGAGUUUUUAAAAAGCCAAGUUGUUUCUCUACAAAGUCUCUACUUGUGUCAGAUUGUAUAUUUUCUAAAAAUGUUUGAAUUUAAAAGUGAAGAGAGAAACUCGACUGUUUAUAUGGAGGCCGUGCUCCUCCGGGAGGGUUUAAAGGGUUAACUCAGAUGUUUGUUUUGUUGAUAGAGAUGGUUAUCGGUUUAUUUCAGCGUUCAUUCCUGACAUUAGGUAGAUUUUCUGCUGCUCUUUCUCUGUUUCGUGUUUUUUGUUCCUGACAGCCUCGGACUCUGUGUUUGAAAUCUGCAGCUGUGAUGAUUUAGAAGUUUUCGGGCGUUUUUUUAAUGCUUAUUAUCGUCGCCAUGGAGACGUCAGGGAUCUAAGAAGCAGCACUUUGGUUGUUUGAACUUUUCUGACGUCUCUGAAGUAAAAUCUACCUUCAUGUGUUGUUCUUCAGCUGAAGCAUCUUUACAUCUUUUCUAUGGAGGCAUAAAAGGGCCAAAAUAAGAUCUUAAAUAAGAGGAGGGGGAAUUUAUUCCCCUUAAAAUGUCACAGGUGAGGAUUUUUGAUGUUUUCAAACACAUUUAUUCAACUUAGCAGUAUAGAAUGAAUUUUUUGCUAGUUUUUGCUGGAAAAUAUAAAGAUAAGGAACUUAAGGAAUAAUCGCGUAUUAAAUCAUAAACACAAUAUUGGGUCAAAAAAAUCACAAUUAGAUUAUUUUCCCAUUCAGCCCUAGUUGUGAUCGUCCUGUGUAACAGUCUCAGUGAGGGAUGGAUGGAGAAUAUGAGUCCUAUUUUACUAAAGAACUAUCAACAUUUAAUAUUUAGCUAUUCCAAACUGUAAGCCUUAAUCCUGAAAUAGACAACAGUUGAAAAAUCUCCCUCCUCUUCUGUUAUUUUCUUAUUUCUGGCCCUGUUAGCCUUCAGUCCUUUCAAAUAUAAAAUCACCCUGAAUGAAAGAAGCUGCAAAAUGUCUACACAUUUAAUAUAAAUAUAUAUUUUUACCCCCAAAAGAAAAAUCCAAAGUGAGCCUGAACCUUUACGGUUCUCCUAAAAUGACUGUUGUUGUUGUUGUUAUCGCUGUUGUUGUAAUUUUCCGAUGCUAGCUGAAUCCCGUGGUUGCCAUAGUAACCUGACCCGACUGUUGUUCUUGUUGUUGUUGCUGCGGAGGGAAACCUCCCCAUUGAAGACGCUGUUAACAUGUUUCUACGCUUCUGUGUGUGACGGCGAGGCUGCUGACGCACAAACGCACAGCGGGAACUGAGUGAGGCUGAAAACCGUCUGUAAAAGUGAUAAACAUCCAGUUAUAGGCAUUAAAGUUAGUGGAGGACUUUCAUUUCCAGAAGUUUUCAUUAACAAAAUAUUCAGCUACCUUAAAGAGAAAGAAAAGCAACAAAUUCUCACAUCUGAACACCAAAAAAAUAAAAUUACAGUUUAAAUGUUCCAGUUAAUUCACUCUAAGGUUGUCAGCAUUUCUGAUAUUUCUCUGAUACUACAUGUAAUAAAAUAACAAGUUUGAAUUUUCUCAAGAUAAAGCUGCUGAAAAAGAAAAGGAGAGAGAACACAAGUAUUGGCAGUGCUCCUCUCUAACUGACUGAAUCAGCCAUGUCUUUUUGACGCUCUAGGAUUGUGGGUAAUGUAGUUAUUUUCCCUUCAAACAGAGUUGGUAUCAUCCAAACUCGUGUUCAUACACUCAGGUAGCUUAUGGUAAGUUUACCUUGGAUGAUAAUGACUUGGUGAAUAAUCGGACCAACACUGGAGAAAACAAACAUUAUUUCCACUCCUAAAACAACAUUUUUAAGCUCUCUUUUUACUGAUCUGUACGUUCUUUGCAGUCAUGUGAUCCUAAAUGCCUGAUAGGGGCAGGAAGUAAGGGACAGCCAUUAGGACUGAAUAGGAACGAAGGAAUGUUAGAGCUUUACAGCUCUAAAUGGACCUGUAUGCUGCAUUUAUUAGAGUAUUUCAACAUAUAUUUAGAAUGAUCCCUACACUUUACAAGAAAGGGAUUUUUUUCCACAGUUUGAUCGAUUUACCUGGAGUAGAGGUGAUCAAAGCACAAAUUACUCAGUCCAACAGACCUCCUAGCGUCAUCUUGACGAGUCUUGCACUGAGUUAAGAGGCUAGCUGAGCCCCUUUAACGUGUAAAAACAAUCCUCAUUUUGUCAUAAAUAUAGAAUGAACCUUGUGGGCUGAGAGACCGAGCAAUGAUGAGGCGUUCAUGAACGAGCCGGUUCUCCUAAACGACUCUUUAAUGUGAGCCGCUGUAGCUAGCUCCUGUUUGAGUGCAAGUUUCCUUUCCUCCAUCCUUUCUCCUUAUAUGUGACCGAAGCCAGAU